This is a messenger RNA of Doryrhamphus excisus (bluestripe pipefish), 1421 nucleotides long. It is a transcript of the gene lrrc59, whose product is annotated as leucine rich repeat containing 59. The record is from RefSeq and is a predicted model, not a curated record. Gene Ontology annotation, cellular component: cytoplasm. Gene Ontology annotation, molecular function: protein binding. Lineage: Eukaryota; Metazoa; Chordata; Actinopteri; Syngnathiformes; Syngnathidae.
GCUGCUCACUCCAACGCCUCCACUCAGUGCUCCAUCAGUGACGUGGAUUUUCACUCAGCCGUCAGAGUUGCACCAAGAUAAUCAACUAGCAGCCUUUAACUGCCGUUUUUUUUAAAAUAAAAUACAAUUUACAUACAUUAACACGCAGGGUUUCUUUUCCUCUCCUCCACGACACGAAAAAACAGAGGACACAGGAUGAGUAAAAGCAGCAAAGGACAAUUAAAAGAUAAACUUACCGACAAUGAAAUGGACCUCAGCCUGUGCAACCUCAGCGAGGUGCCCGUAAAGGAGCUGGCUGCUUUCCCCAAAGCUACUUUUCUGGACUUGUCCUGCAACAAUCUGACAUCGCUGCCUUCAGAGUUCUGCAACCUGACCCACUUGAUGAAACUGGACCUGAGUAAAAACCAGCUGACCUGUUUACCGGAUGACCUGGGCAGCCUGGUCAACCUUCAGCACCUGGACUUGUACAACAACAAGCUGAGCAUCCUGCCUGUUAGCUUCUGUCAGCUGCGGAGUCUGAAGUGGUUGGACCUGAAGGACAACCCUCUGGAGGUCAGCCUGGCUAAAGCGGCGGGGGAUUGUCUGGAUGAGAAGCAGUGCAAACAGUGUGCCGGCAGGGUUCUGAAACACAUGCAGAUGCUUCAGGAGGAGGCCGAGCGUGCACGGGAAAAGCGCCUUUUGAGGGAAAAAGAGCUGGAGAAGAAGAAGGAGGCUAAGCAAAGGGAGAGGGAGGCUAGGGAGAAGGAAGCUCGCAAGCGGCAGAAGGCCGAGGAGAAGGAGAAGAGGAGGAAGGAGUAUAAAGCUCAGAUGUCCGCCAAUGCCGCCGCCACCGCCACCGCCGCCGCCGUCCAGGAGCAACAAAAGAGGAGUGAAGAGAAGAAGAGCAAGAAGAAGAACGGACAGGCUGUAGACAAAAAGAUGAUGGCAGAAGCGGCCGCCAAACCUCGGUGGUCUGUCCUCAAGCUCCUCUUCCUACUGCUGCUGAUCGGACUGGCCAGUGCCACCGCCAUCUGCCGCCUGCUGGACCUGCGUCAGGAGGAGGUGUGUGUGGCCUUCAACCUCGCAGUGGACCAUGGCCUGUCCUGGGCCCAGGAGAAGGAGGGCAUGGUCACACAGCUGCUCUACAACCUGUCCGCUGCGGCCAAGGACCUCCUGGAAUCCACGCAAGCAUCCAAAAGCUAAACGUGCGCUCCGUAUGUUUUUUCAAAGAAAUUUUCUGGUCAUCCAGGAUGGGGGGAGGCAUCUUCACUUCCUAUGGAAUUGUUGCUCUUUGUACAACCGCUUGAUUUUAAACGCCUCUUUGUCUUCUUCAACGCUGAGGGUUGAGAUGAUCUCCUCUGGGUGACAUUCAUGUCCUUCUGGUGGAGAGGAAAACAUUGUAAUCGGAUGGUCUGGAUGGAACAAUAAAAGCUGAUGAUUGA